GCAAGCUCAGUCCCGGGUUGUAAUGAAACCCUUUCCGCGCAUCUGGUGUACUUCUACAUGAUAGGUAGACGGGUGCAUGGUCCCAUCAUCCAAUUAUAUUUAUUUCCCUUGUCCUGCCAGCCUGCGCAGAUCACGAAGAGUUGCAGGUUCAGAAUAAAAAGGACCCAUCUGCUACCUCUUAAAGAGUCCUCCUCUCAAAGUUGGCGGCUUUAGUAGUCGACCUCUUGAAGCACAAUUUACACGGACGAGAGUUCACCAAGAAAAACGAUGGAUGUGGCUGCAAGUUUCCUCGAGGAGCGGGGACCUGUCCUUGCGUCCGUUGCUGUUAUCGUUACCUCAGUAUUCCUCGCUACGGUGCUCCUUGGAAGUGGUAACAGUGCAUUACCGUUAGUCGGACUAGAGUAUGGAAGUGCAUCAAAGCGAAGACAGGCGUUCGUGACGCGGGGCCGGGAAUUCUACAAAAUGGGAUACGACUUAUUCAAAUCUACUACGGCAUUUAGGGUGACUACUCUCGAUGGUGACCGUAUUGUCCUACCCCGAAGACUUAUGGAGGAAGUGAGGCAUCUGCCGGAUGAUGUUAUAAGCAUGGACAAAGCUUUCGAUGUUACGAACGAACACCACCGACUCGGUAUUGGUAGACCAGAUGUGUCAGCUCUAGUCAUGAAUGUCGUCCGAGGUGACCUUACUCGUAGCCUAGUGCGUAUCAACCCCCGGCUUUCGGCAGAGACGGAACGUACUAUUCGCGAGGAGCUGCCGCCAUGCGAUGACUGGACAUCUGUGUCAGUUUACCAGACAGUUUUGCGCAUGGUUGCUACCAUCUCUGGUGCUCUAUUCAUUGGGCCUGAGCUAUGUCGCUCGGAUGAGUAUUUGCAGGCUAGUAUCGGAUACACGCUGGACUACGUCAACGGCAUCCAGGGGCUCAAGAAGUGGAACCGAUGGUUGCGAUGGAUUGGCCGAUACUUCACGCCUGAGGUUAGCAAGCUGUUUGAAGAUCGCAAGAAGGCGCAUGCCUUCCUACAGCCCGUUCUCGAAAAGCGCCGGGCGGCUAUGAAGGCAGGCGAGGAGGUUUCCGACGAUGCUCUACAGUGGAUGAUGAAGAAGGCCGAUGAGAUGGGUUUUACCGACGAAGUAAUCGCCGAAGCGCAGCUGAACCUAAGCAUGGCCGCUAUUCACACCACUUCCCUCACGGUUACGAUGAUCCUUUACGACCUGGUAGUAAGACCCGAUAUAAUCGAGGAGCUACGAGAGGAGAUCAAGACUGUCCUUGCUCGUCACGACGGUGUCACAACUAGCCACGCCCUUUUCGAGAUGAAGCUGCUUGACAGUGUUAUGAAGGAGUCGCAGCGGAUGAACCCUGCUAACCUGGUCCGAUUUACGCGAUAUGUCCAAAAGCCCGUUACUCUUAGCGAUGGUACUCACCUGCCUGCCGGCUAUUUGAUCGAGGCACCGCACGCGCUGGCUGUGAUGGAUCCCGAGUUAUACCAUAAUCCCGAGGAGUUCGACGCUCAUCGAUUCUUGAACCUACGAAACGGCACGACGGAGGAUACUCUAGGGUACAAGAACAAGGAGCAAUACCAGUUCGUGACGGUGACGAAGGACUUCAUGCAUUUCGGAUACGGCCGUCAUUCGUGCCCCGGCCGUUUCUUCGCUGCCAACGAGAUUAAGCUGAUCCUCGCGCGCAUCCUUCUCGACUACGACCUCAAGAUGCCCGAGGGCCUUACCGAGCGCUAUGCCAACAUCAAUAUGGGCACUGAUUCAUUUCCCGACCCGACGAAGGAGAUACUAUUUAAGAGGGUUAAGACAGCCGCGUAGGGAAAUUGCCAGAAUUCAUUAUCAUGUUUAGCUGCGAUGCCUUGUUAGUUUUUAUGCCCAAAAUAGAUAAUAAUAAGAAAUAGCAACCAAGGUACUUUCAGCUGUCCCGGGUAUCUAAUAUACGACUUACCUGUGUUCGAAA
Daldinia vernicosa is the source of this 1954-nucleotide messenger RNA. Its product is annotated as cytochrome P450. The record is from RefSeq and is a predicted model, not a curated record. The coding region runs from base 268 to 1812 and encodes 514 amino acids. The transcript is spliced from 6 exons. Gene Ontology annotation, molecular function: heme binding; iron ion binding; oxidoreductase activity, acting on paired donors, with incorporation or reduction of molecular oxygen. NCBI's taxonomy places the organism in Eukaryota, Fungi, Ascomycota, Sordariomycetes, Xylariales, Hypoxylaceae.